Molecule: messenger RNA, 3461 nt
Organism: Conger conger (European conger)
Lineage: Eukaryota; Metazoa; Chordata; Actinopteri; Anguilliformes; Congridae
Gene: cpxm1a
Product: carboxypeptidase X (M14 family), member 1a
Exons: 13
Coding region: 3-2261 (752 amino acids)
Biological process (GO): proteolysis
Molecular function (GO): metallocarboxypeptidase activity; zinc ion binding
Source: RefSeq, a predicted model, not a curated record
GGAUGCACAACGGAGCACAAAUGGCUUGGGUCGGGUUAUCAUUUUGCAUUCUUUUAAUUCACAUUGUUAGGACGUCUUACUGCUUUUCUCUGCUUAACAAUGAAACUGUCACAGUCAGAAACAAUGUUAAUCUUACAGUCUCAUUUGACCACACAUCGAAUUACAAUGGCACCAUUACUGCCGAACCUACACCGACAGCAUCUGCCAAGCGAACCACAACUGCGAAGUCCGUCGUCCGAAAAAGAAAACCAACGAAGUCAGACGAAAGCUUUAGUGAUGAAGACAUGGAUGGCACAGAUAAGAAAAAAAACAAGGACAAAACACAAGAACUAGAAUGCCCUCCUCUGGGUCUGGAGUCUCUGCGGGUGGUGGACACUCAGCUCCAGGCUUCCUCAUUCCAGCGAAUAGGACUGGGCCCUCACCGAGCCCGGCUCAACAUCCAAUCUGGCAUUGAGGAUGGGGAUCACUUUGAUGGGGCCUGGUGCGCCCUGUACGAAGACUUGAACCAGUGGCUGGAGGUGGACGCCCGGCGACCCACUCUUUUCACUGGGGUCAUCCUGCAAGGACGCAAUUCCAUCUGGAGCUGGGACUGGGUCCACACCUACAAGGUCCAGCUGAGUAAUGACUCUGUUCACUGGACACGCUGUAUGAACGGGACAGAGGAGGCGAUAUUUGAAGGCAACCAGGACCCAGAGACCGCGGUGCUGGGCCUUCUCCCAGAGCCCAUGGUGGCUCGUUACAUCCGCAUCAACCCCCAGACCUGGUACGAGAAUGGGACCAUAUGCCUGAGGGCUGAGGUUUUGGGCUGCCCCCUACCAGAUCCUAAUAAUAUCCACAAUUGGGAGACAGAGCAAGGCACCAAAGAUAACCUGGACUUCAGACACCACAACUACAAAGAAAUGAGAAAGCUCAUGAAGUCAGUGAAUGAUGAGUGCCCGGACAUCACUCGCAUCUAUACCAUUGGAAAGAGUUACACUGGGCUCAAACUCUAUGUCAUGGAAAUCUCAGACAACCCUGGCAAACAUGAGCUGGGGGAGCCGGAGUUCCGCUACGUAGCCGGGAUGCAUGGGAAUGAAGCUCUGGGCCGCGAGCUGGUUCUGAACCUGAUGCAGUACCUGUGCCAGCAGUACAAGAAAGGCAACCAGCGUGUGAUGCGUCUAGUGAAGGAGACUCGCAUACAUCUGCUUCCCUCCAUGAACCCGGACGGCUACGAGGGGGCCUACGAGAUGGGCUCGGAGCUGGCUGGAUGGGCCUAUGGACGCUACAGUUAUGAGGGGAUCGAUUUGAACAGCAACUUUGCGGACCUGAACACCAUCAUGUGGGAUGCCCAGGUGAUGGAGGAAGACAAAUCCAAAAUCAGCAACCACUACAUCCCCCUCCCUGAGUACUACACCUCUGAAGACGCCAUGGUUGCUCCGGAGACCCGAGCUGUCAUCAACUGGAUGCAGGAUAUCCCGUUUGUGCUGAGUGCUAACCUACACGGGGGGGAGCUGGUGGUCACUUACCCCUUCGACUGCACCAGAGACUGGGCCCCGAAAGAGAACACCCCAACCCCGGAUGACAGCUUCUUCCGCUGGCUGGCCGCCGUCUACGCCAGCACCAACCAGGUCUUGGCCAACCCCGACCGCCGUGUCUGUCACUAUGAGGACUUCCAGCGGUACAACAACAUCAUCAAUGGCGGUGACUGGCACCUGGUCCCAGGCAGCAUGAAUGACUUCAGCUACCUUCACACAAACUGCUUCGAAGUGACAGUGGAGCUGUCCUGUGACAAGUUCCCCCAUGCCAGCGAACUGCCCAUUGAGUGGGAGAACAACAAGGAGUCUCUUCUGGUCUACAUGGAGCAGGUUCACCGUGGAAUAAAAGGUGUGGUGAGAGACAAGGACACUGAUGCCGGUAUUGCAAAUGCCAUCAUCAAAGUGGAGGACCUCGACCAUGACAUACGAACAGCCGAUGACGGGGACUACUGGAGGCUGCUAAACCCGGGAGACUAUAAAGUGACUGUGCAUGCUGAGGGCUACAUCCCCUCCGUGCGUAGGUGCCACGUCGGGUCAGAGGCCCGUGCAACAAUCUGCGACUUCCAUCUCACCAAAAUGCUAAAGCAGAGGUUGCGCGAGAUCCUGGCCAAAGGCGGAAAGAUCCCCAAGGAUCUGCAGCUCCGUCUCCGGGCCCUGCGGCUACGCAAGCUGCGCGCGAGCACCAGAGCUAUCAACCAGCGCCGGGUCAGGCAGCGCAAAGCCAGAGCUUCCCAUAGGUCCUUCUGAAGACCUGGCUGAGCCUCAUCAGAUGCACAUUAAACCGUCAGAGUCUCUGUAUUCACUUCUGGUGUAUGCAAGGUAACACUGGGAGAAAUGCUAGUGCUCUUAUUUGAGUGGCGAUGGGGUAGUCUGUAUGCCUGUGUAUACCACCAAGAGCCAAUAUUUUUCAUUCAUUUUCACCACUUUGUCCCCAACAUCACUGCAUCUCCUGUGUUUUGAUCUGUGGAUGUGUUAAUUUGCUAAAGUUGUAGUCCUCAGAAUUAUGGGGGGUGAGUGCUGUCAUUGGUUCUUCAUUAGUAUGCAGAAUAUCUCAAACAACAAUGUGAAAUUUGACCAUUGUUUAUAUUGUUUAUUGUUGUACAUCUAUUUUAACAGUUUAACCAAAAAGAAAGCGCAGUUUUGACCAGAAUCUGAGUUUUGAAACUUUUCAUCUGAAUGUGUUUGGUGAAUUCAGCUAAAUAUUUAACUAAAAAGUACAAAACAAUUAAGUACAAAUGCAUAACCUUUUGUAAUUCAUUUCAAUAUUGGCUAACAUUUUCUUAAUUUGAAAGCAAGGGCAGGUUUGUAAGAGUGAAAACAAACAAUUCCUUACCAAUAAACCAGUAUAAAAUUUGCUGCAGAACAGCUGUAUUCCCAAAUGUGGACUAUAAUUCACUGUUCUGCUUGGAUAAACUGUGGUGACGUGGGUUCAAGCCUUGUUGCAGAUUACACAAAACGAGUAUACUUUUAAAUAAUGAAGCUAACUUGUGAAGGUAACAUUAGCUUUAUAAGACAUUGUGAUGCAUGAGUUUGUCUACAGUUAGGAGUUAGAGGAACUCCUGUGCUCAAAAGGGCAAAAUAACUUAUUGCACAGGACCUAUUUUAUGCAGCACUAAGAUUCCCUUUUGAGAUGCACCUCAUCAUAGAAAAUGGGUGCAACAAUUAACUUGCACCAAAGCAAAUAGUGAAACAUUCAACAUUGCUUUAUUUGUACAAUUUUAAAGGGGCUUAGUUGCAUACUAGAAUGUGUGAGUACUGAACCCUUACAGUCUGGAACUGCUAAGAUAAUAUGAUAAAUGCUCUUUUAUAUGGGAUGAAAUAAAAUACACUUCAGAGUACAAUUAUGUGUGCUUAUUCAUGGUUUAUUUUUGAAAUGUUUAAAGUAAUGCUGGCAUUCUGGGGUUCUUGCAAGUCAAGAAUUCCAAAUAAAGCUUUCUAAGAACAGUC